AUGGGCGGCGCGCGGCCCUUUGGCUCCGCCCACAUUGCAUCUCCUGCAGGCGCAACUCACGCAUCAGUAAUUAGCAGCGUGAGGUUGCGAGGAAGCCCCGUUGCACCGAGUGCCAAGCAGGUGCCACCAACACGUGCCCCCCGCCACCUCCACCACCUCAACGCUAUUCUCACACUACUUGAUUUCCUUCCACCUUCGGAAUAUUCCUGUUUACCUCAUUUAAGCACAAAGUCCAUUAGCGGUUGCUCGUGUGUGGGGAUGCUGGUGCCGGCGGACAUGCAAGGUGCCCAGUCACGCAUGCUGUACCAGGUAAACAAAUACUCUGCGGAGCGUGUGGCCGCCCGGCGGGCAGCUGUUGCAAAGACGCUCCGGGAAGUGGUCAAGGUCGUGCAAGAUGUGCUGAAGGAAGUUGAGGUGCAAGAGCCGCGGGUCAUCUCUUCUCUGGCCGAGGUCAACGGCCGCUUCGAGGGUCUCAACGUCGUCUCGCCCAUGGAGUUCGAGGUUAUACUCUACCUCAACCAGAUGGGAGAGUUCAACUUCGUGGACGACGGCAGCAUCCCCGGCAGUGCGGUUCUCAAGCUCAGCGACGGCCGGAAGCGCUCCAUGUCGCUGUGGGUGGAGUUCAUCACGGCAUCGGGCUACCUGUCGGCCCGCAAGAUGAGGUCGCGUCUCCACACUCUCGUGGCGCAGGCCGUCGACAAGUGCACCUACCGCGACUCCGUCAGGAUGGUCGGGGACACGAGCGAGGUGCGGCUGCGAGUGCGCGACCGCUAUACCGUGCAAAUAACACCAGCGUUCAAGUGUCAGGGCGUGUGGCCCAGGUCGGCCGCCCACUGGCCGUCGCCGCACGUGCCGUGGCCGCCGCCGAGUCUCGUGGCGGAGGUCAAGACAGAGGGAUUCGAUCUGCUGAGCAGAGAGUCGGCAGUGGGCACCGGGAAGAACGGCGGGGGCCUCGAGGGCGACGCUUGGGCAUUGUCAUUUAAUGACGCCGAAAAUCGCCUCUUGUACGGCGCCAGCCGCAAGCGGUGUCUGGCCAUUCUGAAAACUCUGAGGGAUCGCCACCUGGAGCUGCCCGGCGACCCGGUGCCGGCCUACGCGGUGAAGACUCUGGUGUUGUACGAGUGCGAGAAACACCCUCGGGAGACGGACUGGGACGAGACCGUGCUUGGCGACCGCCUCGUGGGGAUUCUCCUCCAGCUCAUUACCUGCCUGCAGUGUCGCCGGUGCCCCCACUACUUCCUCCCGUCAAUCAACCUCCUGCGCGGAGCGUCGCCCCCUUCCCUGGAGUCCGCGGCCAAGCAGGCGUGGAGACUCACGCGGGAGCUCCUCACGAACUCCAAGAGCCUGGAGAAGCUGUGAGGCUCCGCGUCCGCCUCCCCCGAUGCCUCCAAGGACUUCCCGGCCGCCGGUGAGGAUAAUAAACUUAUAGUGAUGCUAUCAUCAGCGUCGGCACAGGUGGCAAGCAGGUGCUAGUGCGAAAAUGUAUAUAAUGUAAAUAAACUCUGUGCCAAACCAUAGUGCUGAAGGUCUUAUACCACGUCGGACAUUUAAGUUUAUACCAGUGGCUUCUAGUUCGCGAAAAUACUUUCAUAUAUAUUUUAUUUAUGUGCGCUGUGCGUCAUUAUACGGCGUUGAUUUUAUUACAGCUGUGAUAACUUUUAGUUUUCGAGUGUUAGCAAUUUGUAAAUAGUAAUCUGGUCAAUUUAACGUUUCCCUUUAGACCUUACAUGUGUUAGUGCGUAAGUGUGCUUGUGAGGAGGACAUGCGGUCUGGUACAGUGACAGCAGCCGGAGGAGAGGCCGAAGGCGAGGAGGACGCCACGUGCAGGACCCCCCCCCCCCCUCCACCCCCUACCACCACUCGCCCCAGUGACGAAAACACCGCCAACGUGACUACACUCACUUGUACUCCAACACAUUCGGAAAAUAAGUAGACUGCAACUAGUAAAAAAAAGUAGGUGGGCUUCACCAUAGACUUUGGACACUUUGGAGGCCUAGGCUAUUCGAGCUGCCUGUAAAACGACAGCCGAUACUGUAUUCCUUAAAAUAUUCUUCUUCUUUUCGGUCGUCAGUGUUUAGGUGCAGAUCUGUUUUAGUCAAUAUUUCAUUAGCAAUGUAGUAAUACUUUUUUGAAAUGUUAUUUUGUUACUCUCUAAUGUAAUGUCUAACUAUGGUACUAGUGAAAGUAAUUCUAAUUGUGUCUUGUCAGGUGUGGCUACGGCCAGGUAUACACUGUGUCUUGUACUUACCAAGCAAACUGUUUCCGGUGGCAGUAACAAGUUGCUGCCUAGACUCAGCAUCUCUAAGUCACCCAAUACCUUAUUUAUUGUCUGUACAACUGUGUAGAACUUUGGUUAAAUACAACUGAACAAUGUGA
This is a messenger RNA of Penaeus chinensis, 2376 nucleotides long. RefSeq names its product protein mab-21-like 2. Lineage: Eukaryota; Metazoa; Arthropoda; Malacostraca; Decapoda; Penaeidae. The record is from RefSeq and is a predicted model, not a curated record.